UCCGCACUCCGCUUCCUCGUCCUGACGUCCCCCUCCCGUCCGGAAAGCUGCCCAGCCACCAGCAACCCCCCAGUGCCACCAUGGCAACUGCACCAUACAACUACUCUUACAUCUUUAAGUAUAUUAUUAUUGGGGAUAUGGGAGUAGGAAAAUCUUGCUUGCUUCACCAAUUUACAGAAAAAAAAUUUAUGGCUGACUGCCCUCACACAAUUGGUGUUGAGUUUGGUACAAGAAUAAUUGAAGUUAGUGGCCAAAAAAUCAAACUGCAGAUUUGGGAUACAGCAGGACAGGAGCGGUUCCGAGCUGUCACACGGAGCUACUAUAGAGGAGCCGCGGGUGCACUCAUGGUGUAUGACAUCACCAGAAGAAGUACAUAUAACCACUUAAGCAGCUGGUUGACAGAUGCAAGGAAUCUCACCAAUCCAAAUACUGUAAUAAUUCUCAUAGGAAAUAAAGCAGAUUUGGAAGCACAGAGAGAUGUUACCUAUGAAGAAGCCAAACAGUUUGCCGAAGAAAACGGCUUAUUGUUCCUUGAAGCAAGUGCAAAAACGGGAGAGAAUGUAGAAGAUGCUUUUCUUGAGGCUGCCAAGAAAAUCUAUCAGAAUAUUCAGGAUGGAAGCCUGGAUCUGAAUGCUGCCGAGUCUGGUGUACAACACAAACCCUCAGCCCCACAGGGAGGACGGCUAACCAGUGAACCCCAACCCCAGAGAGAAGGCUGUGGCUGCUAGUGACCUCUUUGCUCUGGCCCUCAUUUGACCUUUCACAUCUGUCUGUUGGAAGCAGUACUUUUUACUGCCUCCUUGUCUUCUGUACAUCUUACUGGGUUUAAUUAAAAAAAGAAAAAACAACUCUUGUAAAAACAGUUUAACAAUACUAAACUGCUAAACAACUAGUUGUAAUCAGGUUCUCAAAGGCAAGUAGAGUAAUAAAUCUCUCCUGCAUGGUAAAUCUAGACUUUCCCCCUUUGAUUGUCCUCGUGAUAGGUUUGUCACCAAUAUGAUUUAAACUGAGCACUGAUGCGGGACUCGAUUUUUACCUUCCCUUUUGGCAAGGCUUUGUCUCACUGUACGGUUUAAAUUUGAUCUCUUCAGCUUUUUCCCAUCUUUAAACUGUUAAAGUAUGUCUGUUGUAGCCAGAAAGUUCAUUGCUGUGAAAUGACUUCCAAUGGCAGAGAAAAGGGAGUCUGUAACUGCUUGUUUUUGUUGGAUAAAUUCCCUGUUGUAGGGGUGGCAUUUUUCUUGAUGCGGUUUGCUUCUGUCUUAGCCUUGCACAGGGAAAAAUACCCAUUUAUCUUUUCUUGUGCUUAAUUAAUAGCUUUAUCUUUUUUUUUUUACACCAUUUUAUCCUUUUCUCUUUAACAGAACGUAAAUAUGUAUAAAAUUUGAAGGAACCUAACAAUAUCUUCUGUGUAUAUUAUUUUAAUGAAGAAAAUAAAUUGAUUACUGGCAUUGAAACAGUAUAAAAUACCAGUUUGUACAGUGUGACCUAUAUGUGACCAUGUUACUCUCUUCCAUCUCACACAAGGAAAUAAGACACAACUUCAGUUUCACAAGUAAUACUGGCUCCACCUUGGUGCUGGCAGUGUUUGGGGACAGACAUAAUGCUGGAAAGAGCUCCUGGCAUCAGCGGAAACACUAGCGGAUUCGAUUCCAUCUUUGCACUGUGGCUUACCUGCUGAUUUUCUUAACUGUUCUUGUGUAAUCAACAAUGUGCUGACCUGCUUUUCUUUUUGUAAACAUUUUGUUACAGGCUGCAUUCUUGCCUUACUGUAUAGAAAAAGGAAGAAGGCUGGGUUUAAUAUUGCACAUUUUAAGCUUUUAUACUUUUAUCUUGGAAUGGUCAACUUCUGGACCAGCUAGCCGGAACCACAGGUCUGCUGUUAAGGGAUUUUAAAUUGUGCAUUUUUAACACUAAGGUGAAAUAAUUUAAUGCUAUCACUUGUGUUCAUAGGAUGAGGGGCUAUUUUAUGUCCUGCUAGUGUAAGUUGUUUAGUAAAAGGAAAAGUGUUUCUAAAUGUGUAUGCUGACAUAAAGUUACUACUUUGCACUGGGUAGUCGGCCACAAAAAGAACACCUUGUAAGAGAAACCUUUAGAAGGCAUCUGUUUUACUCAAUUCUUCGUGGGUGGUUUCUAGAGUUGAAAGUGGCUGGGAUUCAAGAGGUCAUUGGAAGUGCUCACAGGGAAGCCUAGGCACAUUAUAUAAUGCUAUCAGCUCAAUGCUGUGUUUAAAAUUCACAUUUUAAAUCCCUCUUUACCAGACACUAAUGAAAAGGUACAUCUUUCUGGAUUAUAAACGUGGUAGUUCCAGAGUUUUGUAUAGUCAAUGUUAAAUAAAAGCCAAAACUGGAAUGUGCAGAAAAUAGGAUUUGGUUUAUUUGUGGAUUCUCCUUUUGUCUUUGUUUAACUUAAAGGAUUCCUGGAGUAGAUUGGUAUAUUCUGUUAAAGACUUAGAGCAAUCCAUUUGCUUACACUGUUGCAUCACAAGGGAUAUGCCCAGGGACCAUGACCUGCUGGUGUGUGUAUAUAUUUACAAAAACAAAACAAAUCACCCAUCGGGGUACAAGGUAGCAAUCAAACUAAAGACGACUUCGACUUGUGUAGGUGCAAUGCCCUGACUCCCAGUUACAGUGGGUCUUGUUUUUGUGACAGAAGGAUUUAUUCAGACUGCUGUACUCUUCGUUCGAUGUAACAAAAUGCUAUUAUCUAAAUAUUUGUAAAUAAAGUACCUGUAUCUAGAUUAAA
Molecule: messenger RNA, 2742 nt
Organism: Microtus ochrogaster (prairie vole)
Lineage: Eukaryota; Metazoa; Chordata; Mammalia; Rodentia; Cricetidae
Gene: Rab14
Product: RAB14, member RAS oncogene family
Biological process (GO): defense response to bacterium; phagosome maturation; endocytic recycling
Cellular component (GO): recycling endosome; phagocytic vesicle; trans-Golgi network
Molecular function (GO): GTPase activity; GTP binding
Source: RefSeq, a predicted model, not a curated record